Messenger RNA from Baudoinia panamericana UAMH 10762, 1785 nucleotides. RefSeq lists its product as uncharacterized. Lineage: Eukaryota; Fungi; Ascomycota; Dothideomycetes; Mycosphaerellales; Teratosphaeriaceae. Gene Ontology annotation, molecular function: oxidoreductase activity. The record is from RefSeq and is a predicted model, not a curated record. The transcript is spliced from 2 exons. Bases 282 to 1289 code for a protein of 335 amino acids.
GGCGGUAUCAAUCCGGCCAAGUCCGAAACAAUUCUACAGAGCGCGGAACCUCAUCUGCACUUGCCGGCGCAUCAAAGAUGUUGUAAAGAGGUGGGCGUAAGAAUGGCGCGUCACCAGCAUGAGCGGCCUAUCGAUCCGCAUCUCUCUACCCUGACCGCUACUCGACAUCUGCUUUCUGACAGUUUGGCACGCUCCUGUCGACCGUGGUCGUGGUGAUGAACAUCCGGACGUGCAUUCAGACGCGAAUAUACACCGCAGCACACUUCACGCGAGCAGCCUCGAUGGCGGCCGGCGUGCGGAUCAAUGGUGAUUUGAACAAUACAGAGGUCCUUCGCAAAACUGUUGAGUUUCCGCCGGACCACACAUACGCUUUGCGCACACUCGCGAUUCGUGAGCACGAAGACGACCACGCCACCCGCACGAAGUACAGGCCAUUCCUUCAUUGCGACGAUGUGGCAACCAGCGAUUGGGUGGCCAAGCUGGAGCUCAGCACCGCGUUAAAGAUGGCAGAGGCGGAUCUGUUGCAAGCGAGCGGUGACAGGCUGAAAGUGAUGGUGCUGUUCGGCAGCCUGCGCAGUAGGUCAUACUCACGCCUGCUGGCAUUUGAGUGCGCGCGCAUUCUCUUCCGCCUGGGUUGCGACGUUCGAAUCUUCGAUCCUACCGGCCUGCCCGUCAAGGACGACAUUCAGCACGACCACGCUAAAGUGCAAGAACUGCGUAACCUAAGCAGGUGGAGUGAUGGUCACAUCUGGGUAUCGCCCGAACAACAUGGCACUCUGACAAGCGUAUUCAAGAACCAGAUUGACUGGAUCCCACUAAGCACCGGCUCCGUACGACCGACACAGGGACGCACGCUCGCAAUUGCUCAGGUCUCCGGCGGCUCCCAAUCCUUUAAUACUGUGAAUUCUCUUAGGAUCUUAGGCCGUUGGAUGAGAAUGUGGUGUAUUCCCAAUCAAUCCUCUCUCCCUAAAGCAUACACUCAAUUCACCGAUGCCGCCGACCCAAGUGACGAUAGUUACGUGGGAGCUGAGGGAGGCAGCCGACUGAUGCCGUCUGGCAACCGUGAGAGACUGGUAGACUGCAUGGAGGAGUUUGUGAAAUAUACCAUCAUUAUGAAGCAGCACUUCGACCUAUUCACUGACCGGUUUAGCGAGCGCCUUGCGCGGGAGUCGAAGCGGGGUGCAGACGAGGACGGGAAAAAGGACCGAGAUAAUGCUGGACGAGAGGGCAACGCGAGGAACAUGAUGAGUGGAGACGUCGUCAAUGGCGUUAACGUUGAUGGGUUGUAAGCCGGCGCUCCGUACACUUUGAAAGACGGCGCUGGCGAAAGGCGGCGGCUCUGCCGUCCCCUCGGACAUUCUACUUACCAUCGCGAUAGGGCGCCUCCUGUCACGCUAUUGGCUGCCAGACCGCGACAAACACACUGUGGUACGAAGAGGUUCUCCUCACUUACAUGUUCUUACGAUCCUCGACAGGCUUACUCCGUGUGAUCCUGGUUUCGAUCAAGCGCGAGUAUCAUGGAUCCACUUGUCAAAGUCCCUGUCUUUUUGAAUCUAUGCAUUAUGCUCCCCGAAUGAUAGUUCUUGAGGUUGGGAGUGAGACAUUUAGUAUUGCGCCACGGCUUGUUAGAUGUAUUGGAGGUAGAAUGAGCUCGUGGCAACAUGCCCCGGAAGCACGAUGCAUUGGUAAGACUAUGCAUUAGGAGCAAUCAUUCCUGGGGUAGAUUCGGUUUGAUUUCGUGCGACAGAAUGCCGUGCACCCUUGAAUCAACUUGGCAACCCCGUC